Messenger RNA from Coregonus clupeaformis (lake whitefish), 2303 nucleotides. Its product is annotated as cyclin-A2. The transcript is spliced from 9 exons. The record is from RefSeq and is a predicted model, not a curated record. Gene Ontology annotation, molecular function: cyclin-dependent protein serine/threonine kinase regulator activity. Lineage: Eukaryota; Metazoa; Chordata; Actinopteri; Salmoniformes; Salmonidae. The coding region runs from base 316 to 1620 and encodes 434 amino acids. Gene Ontology annotation, cellular component: nucleus; cyclin A2-CDK2 complex; cytoplasm. Gene Ontology annotation, biological process: regulation of cyclin-dependent protein serine/threonine kinase activity; mitotic cell cycle phase transition.
UUGAACUGAGAACAAGCAAAAUUUCUGCAUGAAUAUAUAUUUUGAGAGGACAAGGGACUGUAUGUAGAUAAAGGUUGCGCGAUAGUUAGCUACAUUUAUUGAAUUUAGUCAAACAGCAUGUCGCGCUAAUGUCGGUUUUCAUGCAGAAGAUGAUUUUUUUUGCAUCCACGUUAAAAAUAGGGUUUUAAAUUUGCAGCUCCGACUUACGUUGUUGCCAUCUCAACACCACCGACGUGUGUGUGAUAACUUAUGCUACUGUACUAGCUAGCUUGCUAACAGAGUGACUUGUUUGGUGAACCAGAAACUGAGGAUAACAUGUCAGGAUCAAACCAAGGACAAGGAAUCGCGGUUGAUGUUCCACUGCCAGAAUACCAAAACCAAGAAAAUAUGCUGUCCAGACUGAGGGGUCCAAUUAAAAACCGGGUGGACAACCAGGAGAACAUUGUCCCCAAAGCACCACAGAGAACUGUUCUGGGAGGUUUGCAAAACAACCAAUGCAGCAAACUUCAAACUCGCGGCACAAAACAGGUGCUGUCCUGCAAAAGUGAAAAUGAAGUACCUAAAAGUUAUGCAGAGAAGCUGGGCACCAAGCAGCCAGCUUUUCAGAUUCACCUGGAUGAGCCAGAUGCUGCCUUCUCCAGGAAAAGGGUGUCCCUCAAAGCCAAGCCCUCCACAGAGAUUUCCCCCCUAAAACUGAACCCAACAGUUACAUGUCUCAGGCAGCCUCUCGCCUCUCUUGACAUACCUGUGACAUGUUUGUCAAACAUGGAUGGCAGUUUUGGUGAUUGUCCCAUGGAUAUGUCAGUUAUUGAAGGUGAAGAGAAGCCAGUGGACAUGAACGCAGCAACAGAGUAUGCUUCAGAAAUACAUGCGUAUCUUAGGGAAAUGGAGGUUAAGUCCAGACCAAAAGCAGGCUACAUGAAAAAGCAGCCAGAUAUCACCUACAGCAUGCGAGCUAUCCUUGUUGACUGGCUGGUGGAGGUUGGUGAGGAGUACAAGCUCCAGAACGAGACUCUAUACCUUGCUGUGAACUACAUCGACCGUUUCCUGUCUUCCAUGUCAGUCCUGCGGGGGAAGCUGCAGUUGGUCGGAACCGCUGCCAUGCUGUUGGCCUCGAAAUUCGAAGAGAUCUACCCCCCGGAGGUGGCAGAGUUUGUUUACAUCACGGACGACACCUACACCAAAAAGCAAGUGUUGCGGAUGGAGCAUCUGGUGCUGAAAGUGCUCUCCUUUGAUCUGGCCUCUCCCACCAUCAACCAGUUUCUCACCCAGUACUUUCUCACCCAGCCUGUCAGCAACAAGGUGGAGAGCUUGUCAAUGUUCCUAGGGGAGCUCAGUCUAGUAGACUCUGACCCAUUCCUAAAGUACCUCCCCUCUCAGACCGCUGCUGCUGCCUUUAUUUUGGCAAACCACACUAUAACAGGAGGCUCAUGGUCCAAGUCUCUGGCGGAGGUGACAGGCAACUCUUUAGAAGACCUGAUGCCAUGCAUAGAGGAUCUGUACCAAAUGUACCUCAAUGCUGCUACUCAUGCGCAGCAGUCAGUGAGGGAGAAGUACAAGGGCGCAAAGUACGAAGAGGUCUCUCUCAUCGAGCCCCCCACGAAACUGUCAUUGAAAUGAUUUUAUAUUUUUUGUGCUCGCCAAUGCCAAACUGUAUUUCCCUUUGCAUAUUUAUAUUUUUACUGCGUUUCACAUAUUGCCAGAAUUUCAAUAACUUAACUCUGCUCGGCUGCGGUCUAGGGCAUGUGGACAACAUUUAAAAAAAAAUUGUAAUGUGCAUUUUAUAUGUACGAUCCUGUAGGAUAAGGAUUGUCUUUUUUAUGCUUGACGCAGCCCUGAGCUUUAAUGUAGUUAAUCAAGCAAUGUCAUGUUUGACUUUGUCUUACUAGACAAAUGUUUUUAACUGCUAAAAAGCUGUAAAGAUGAGUCUUUCACUGUCUGCAUUCUUGUAAUAAAACCGCAGCUUAUUUCCCCUCUUCAACUAAUAGACACUUGUGAAUAUUUCCUGACAUCUCUGACUAACCAUGGUUGGGUUUUCUAUGACAACUUUAUUUUAUAUGGAUGUGGUUGAAUUGUUAUUUUUAUAGUACAAAUGUAUUCUGGUUAAUGGUAUUCUAGGAGAAGUUGGACGCAUAAGUCUAGGUAGUUUGGCUCGACAUUCUGCGGAACAGUGUCUGCCUUUUUUUUUUUUUUUUUUAAUUUUUAUCACUUGCCUUGUGCAAAGGUAUGUGUUUUAUUGGUUAUCAAUCAAGGCAUCAUUCGCUCUGUAAAAUGUCUCGUAAAUAAAUUCCAUUCCCACAGAC